Ornithodoros turicata is the source of this 1293-nucleotide messenger RNA. Its product is annotated as phospholipase ABHD3-like. Lineage: Eukaryota; Metazoa; Arthropoda; Arachnida; Ixodida; Argasidae. Gene Ontology annotation, molecular function: acetylesterase activity; monoacylglycerol lipase activity. The record is from RefSeq and is a predicted model, not a curated record. Gene Ontology annotation, biological process: medium-chain fatty acid catabolic process; medium-chain fatty acid biosynthetic process. The transcript has 2 exons. Bases 17 to 1165 code for a protein of 382 amino acids.
UUUCCGUUGAGUUGUGAUGUCGCACUACAGCAUCGUCGCAUCCGUCGUAGGAACUGCCUUCGCCCUCUACUACGUCGUAACCUCUUCGAAGAAACCAUGUCUCGUGUGCGGGGAAGGGACCUUUCGAAACUUCCUCCUCACGAGGUGUUCCUUCAUCCGCGAACGGUUCCUGCCAACUCCCUGGUGCUUCACGAGCCACGCCCAGACAUUGGUGGCCCUGUUGUUGCAGAAGAAAAAGCCCGACAUCGCGUACAACCGGCAGCUCUUGACCCUUUCUGACGGUGGUGUCUGUGCCCUGGAUUGGUUCGGCGAAGAAAACGCCCAACCUGAUAGACCCACUGUUCUCGUCUUGCCCGGCCUCACUGCGGACAGCCAGGUGUACUACAUAAAGUCCUUGGUCCCUCUCAUUGGCGACCUGGGAUGCCGGUGCGUCGUCCUCAACCAUCGAGGCGAUGGCGGCGUCCCACUCAAGACACUCCGCUUGCGCUCCUGCCUCAAUACAGACGACAUCUUCGACGUCCUCGCCGCCGUCAAAACCAAGUAUCCUUCAACGUCGGUACUGAGCGUUGCCUAUUCGUUCGGAGGCGUCGUCCUCACCCACUAUCUAUCGCAAACAGGCGUUGAAGCCCUCAUCGACGCGGCUCUCGUGAUCUCGACCCCGACAGACCUCCUGGCUGCCACCGAGAACCUGCAGAGGGUGGGGCCUAACCUUAUGAUCAACCACUACCUGACCAAGUAUCUCGUGGACUGCGUCCAGCGAAACCGUGACGUCAUCGAAGCCAAGCUGAAUGUCAACACGCUGUCCAAGUGCAAGACCGUCAAGCAGUUUGACGCCUGUUUUACGGCGCCGCUACUCGGGUUCGGGUCCGUGGAAGAUUACUACAAGGCUUCCUGCCUGAACGGAAAGUUGGGGACAGUGCGUCGACCCCUGCUGUUUCUGACAGCCAGAGACGAUAUCUUUGUGCCCAAGGACUCGAUGCCUCUCGACGAGAUAAAGGAGUCUGGCUUCGUGGCGGCGGUCCUCAUACCUCGUGGUGGCCAUAUUGGAUUUGUGGACGGCUUGCUGUUUCCAUCGCCGCCCUUUUACUCGGAGCGCUUUGCGGCGAGGUACGUGGAUUCCUGGCUGCAGUACGGCGCAGAGGAGUUUCGAGGAUUUGCCGAGUAACUACGGGGCAGCUCGGAUGGGACCCACGGGAACGACUGUCGCGGAUAAGCAAUCGAUUAAUACGACAUCGUGUGGAUGUUAAGUGUGCAAGUAUACGAGAGAUACGAAAUAAUAUGGUUGACACUUUU